Manis pentadactyla (Chinese pangolin) is the source of this 1935-nucleotide messenger RNA. RefSeq names its product Ras association domain family member 1 (gene RASSF1). The record is from RefSeq and is a predicted model, not a curated record. The coding region runs from base 114 to 1136 and encodes 340 amino acids. Gene Ontology annotation, biological process: Ras protein signal transduction. Lineage: Eukaryota; Metazoa; Chordata; Mammalia; Pholidota; Manidae. The transcript has 6 exons. Gene Ontology annotation, cellular component: nucleus; microtubule cytoskeleton.
UCCCCUCGAGUCUCGCCCGCCACCCGGCCCAGAGCCCUGGGGCGGGGCCGCCUCGGGGCCCGCCCUGCGCUCACUGGCGCCCAGAGCCCGCGGGAGACCGUGCGGACCCAGCCAUGUCCACCGAACCCGAGCUCAUUGAGUUGCGGGAGCUGGCACCCGCGAGCCGCGCCGGCCCUGGCCGCACCCGGUUGGAGCGCGCCAACGCGCUGCGCAUCGCGCCGGGCACCGCGCGCAACCUGGCACGGCAGGUGGUCCCGGGUCGCGGCCACCGCUUCCACCCCGCGGGGCCUGCCACGCACACGUGGUGCGACCUCUGCGGCGACUUCAUCUGGGGCGUCGUGCGCAAGGGUCUGCAGUGCGCGCAUUGCAAGUUCACCUGCCACUAUCGCUGUCGCGCGCUCGUCUGCCUGGACUGCAGCGGGCCCCGAGACCUGGACUGGGAACCGGCGCUGGAGCGGGAUACGAACGUGGAUGAGCCUGUGGAGUGGGAGACACCUGACCUUUCUCAGACAGAGGUUGAGCAGAAGAUCAAGGAGUACAAUGGUCAGAUCAACAGCAACCUCUUCAUGAGCCUGAACAAGGACGGCUCCUACACAGGCUUCAUCAAGGUUCAGCUGAAGCUGGUGCGUCCUGUCUCAGUGCCUUCCAGCAAGAAGCCACCCUCCUUGCAGGAUGCUCGGCGGGGCCCAGGGCGUGGCCCAGCUGUGAGGCGCAGGACUUCCUUCUACCUGCCCAAAGACGCCGUCAAACACCUACAUGUGCUGUCACGCACACGGGCACGCGAAGUUAUUGAGGCCCUGCUGCGCAAGUUCCUGGUGGUGGAUGACCCCCGCAAGUUUGCACUCUUUGAGCGGGCUGAGCGCCAUGGCCAAGUGUACCUCCGGAAGCUGGCAGAUGACGAGCAUCCCCUGCGGCUGCGGCUUCUUGCAGGGCCCAGUGAGAAAGCCCUCAGCUUCGUCCUGAAGGAGAAUGACUCUGGGGAAGUGAACUGGGAUGCCUUCAGCAUGCCUGAACUGCACAACUUCCUGCGCAUCCUGCAGCGGGAGGAAGAGGAACACCUCCGUCAUAUCCUGCAGAAAUACUCCUAUUGCCGCCAAAAGAUCCAGGAGGCCCUGCAUGCCUGCCCCCUGGGGUGACUGCUUGUACCCCUGGGUGGAAGGAGAGUAGGCAGCGCCCAGGGCAUGCCGUGUGAGUGUGACAGGGCCCUUGGGGCCUGAAGAAUGAGUGUGCGUGGAGGCCCUCUCUUGGUGGGGAAAUGAGCCCAGAGAACAGUGAAGGAGCUGGUGCUGUGUCCACCAGUGGGUGAGCAGAGCAUGACUCCACACCCUUUUGCCCUUCAUGGACUGGGUCGUGGUGGGCCGGGGUUGCCCUUGGAAGAUGUGCCAGGCUUGCAGCAGGGAUAAAGCAGACAGAAGUCUCCUUAACUUGUGUCUCAGGUACAAGAAUCUUGAGACCCUAUAAAUAAAGAAUAGGGUCAUGUUUGCAGGUGUGAGGGCCCUCAUCUAUGGGGAAAGGUGGUAUGUUUGGGGUCUUGGGUGGGGUCUCAGAAUCGCCUAUCAGAACCAAGGGUUGGGGGUUCAAGAUAAGGCAGACAUCAAGGAAGAGUCUAGGUUUCCCACUACAGUGCCCUCAAGUCCUCACACACCCUGGGGUCAGGAAGUGCCAGCUCAGUGCAGCAGCAGUGCCUCAGUGCCUCCAUGGGGGAUGUCCCUGGGCCAGGGUUUUUGUGAGUGUGGCACUGGCCCAGGUCUGUGCCUUGUUUGCCAGUCAGAGCCAGGGUCUUUCCCUCAGGUAUUUUUGAUGAUGUGUGCGAAUGUAUGUAAUAUUUUGUGGCCUCAGCUGAAUGCCUCCUGUUUGGGUAAGGGUGGGGGGUGACAGUCAUCAUCAGGGCGUGGGGCCUGAGAGCAUUGGCUGAAUAAAGUUUUAAGAACACUG